AUGCCUCCCAAGGACAUGAAAAAGCCUGCGGCUGCGACGAAGACCUCGGCGGCGCCAUCAGCUUUCACGGCAACGGAAGGUCAAAAGACCAAGAGAAAGAACGCGGACACACUUGGUUCCGUUAACAAGAAGCAGAAGACGACGAAUGCUGGACAGGUCGAGACAGAUUUCGAGGAGGGCGAGGCAGAUGCUGGAAGAGAGGAACCAACCGGGGAAGAUGGCGAUGAUCAGUCGGAUGCUAAUGAAGGUAAAGAGAACGACGAUGACGACGGCAAGUGUCUGGUGCGUCCUGACAAGGCGUGGAAUCUUGUCGAGCAGUCUCACAUUGAGAAGCAGCCAUUCAAGUCCUACAAGAAGUUCCUUACGACAGGAAGUUACGUGUCGAAGAUUACCAAACAGGAGGUCGACGAGAUAAUCCCUCCUAUAAUUCCUGCUACAGAGCUUCCAGAUUCGUUGUUCGACGAGUUCUGGACACGACGGGACGAGGACGACUUGCAGAAGACGUGGGCGGCUCACCCCAAACGCGAUCUGUGGAUGAGAAUUACAAACUCAAAAAGACUCGCCAGGCUAUGGAAAGUGUUCCUGCGCCUCUUUCGCAAGAGCCCGACCGAGGUCAUCUCGGCCAAGUACGCGCUGCAAUAUCAUCCGGAGCGGAAGAAGCAUGCCAAGAGGGCCAAGUACGACGAGGACGUCAAAAAAGAGAAGGAAGCCUCGCCGCUGUGGAGUGGGCCCUUUAUGGAGAAGCUGAUCAUCUUGGCACAUCACCCGCUGUGGCAGGGCAAGGUCGAGUGCCUCAUUAUCGCCAUCCAGUACGCAGUGAUUGUGCGAAACAACGACUGCCGGACGUGGAAGCUCCUGAACCCGACCGGGGAUGAGUUUUUCAACACCAUGAUCCGUUUUAUCAAGCAGCACGAGGGCCAGGGCAUGGAGAUGCCCAAGCUUCACAAGAUCGCCCGCGACGACAUGCAAGAGCGUGGCUUCCCGUGUGGCUGGUUCUCUAUGUUCAUACAGAAGCUAGAGGGCAGGCACAAGCGACCGCCACCGAGACAGACAGAGGACAACGGUCCCUACAAGGUCUCCAAUAUUCAUCUAAAGGACAUUUUGAAGGCGCUGACGGACAUGGAUCACCAGGGAAUGCCGCUGUUCAGGUACACGGGCGAGGGCUACGGCAUGGAGGCGGGCAAAUUCAAGAUGCAAAACGAUUUGCCGUCGAGGGACGUCAUAUCGGAAUAUCACGAGCGUAGAAUACUCGUGGAGCGCCGCUGGGUGGCCUUGCAGAAGAAUCUCGCGGACCGAGAAAGGCCCGUCGAGUCUUCGACGGGGCUUACGGUCAGUGGAGAGGCGACCGGCUCAAGCUCCACCCAGACCGAUAUCGACCAGCUGAAUGAGAGGCUUCGAGUGUUGGAAGACGAUAAUCUUGAGUGGCAAACGAAAUAUCAGGAGCUGCAGCGGCAUAACCCGGUCCCGUCUUCGGAUGCGAUGGAGGACCCGAACGACGACGAGGUAUAA
Messenger RNA from Colletotrichum siamense, 1509 nucleotides. RefSeq lists its product as uncharacterized. The record is from RefSeq and is a predicted model, not a curated record. Bases 1 to 1509 code for a protein of 502 amino acids. Lineage: Eukaryota; Fungi; Ascomycota; Sordariomycetes; Glomerellales; Glomerellaceae. The transcript has a single exon.